AUGACACGAGGAACCGAAGAUUUAAUCCGCGGCUGGCAGUCUGGCUUAGCAGCCACAAAUGAAACGUUUUCCAGACAGACACGAGUGCUAAACUCGCUCGACACGACGCUAUCAAGGCAAAGGAAGUCUAUUAACUCGAUCCAAACGGAUCUAUGCGGUCUUUCUGCUGCACAAUAUCGGUUAAAAUUUCAGCUUGAGACACUUGAGAACUAUCAGAGUGACCUCGAGGUGGCGCUCGCCAAAAUUGAAGAAGAUACACAUGAAUUAGUCAGACACGGACCGGGUGCGGUGCAACUGGAUCGCAACGACCGACUAUUUUGUUUUGCAGAAAGCAUGAGCGCUCAACUGAAGGACGUCUGUGAAAAAAUUCAAGACGUGAGCAGCAUCACAUGGUUCAUACCUAUUACACAGAGUGAUCAAGAAGGCUCUAGCUCUUUGAGCAAAUAUGUCAACAUUUUGAACAGGCAGUUGGCUACUUUGAAGUCAUUGGAAGGCGAAAUAGCCCAACUCAGCGUUGACUAG
Messenger RNA from Ostreococcus lucimarinus CCE9901, 522 nucleotides. RefSeq lists its product with no specific name. The record is from RefSeq and is a predicted model, not a curated record. The transcript is spliced from 5 exons. Lineage: Eukaryota; Viridiplantae; Chlorophyta; Mamiellophyceae; Mamiellales; Bathycoccaceae. The coding region runs from base 1 to 522 and encodes 173 amino acids.